Messenger RNA from Funneliformis mosseae, 737 nucleotides. The record is from the annotation of a GenBank genome assembly. Lineage: Eukaryota; Fungi; Glomeromycota; Glomeromycetes; Glomerales; Glomeraceae.
AGAACAGAGCUAGUUUAGAUCUUGAAGACAGAAAUAUUGAUAACAUAUAUAAUCAGAGGAUUGUUGGUGCGACUUUUCUUGAGUUAACUCAAGAAGAUCUUACAGGGAUGAGAAUUCUUCUUGGACCAGCAAAAAAAAUCGUUAAAUUGAUCAAAGAAAUUCAAGGAGCAGGCACUUUAAAAUCACCCACCAGUAUUGUGUCCAUUUUUGUGGACAACUCAAACUUAUUUAUCAAAGAAAAGUUUACUGUAGGUCGAUUAGAAUCCGCAGGCACCUUUGAUCAAAAAAGAAAUUCCCACUACCUCAACCAGCUCCAUAUUGACCAUGGUCGUCUUCUAUCAGCGGUACUGAACGGACGACAAAUGGGUAGCAAUCUGAUUAUUGUCGGCUCUCGUCCACCACCGAACGAUUCGCUAUGGGAUCAGAUUGUAAGUCAAGGUUAUGAUGUAGUCGUGUUUGAUCGAAAUAUAGAAAAUAAAGAAAAGAAAGUUGAUAUGGAACUAGGUGCUUCUGCAAUGGAUGUUAUCUGGACUAGGGAUCCUGGUAUAUUUGUUUUAGUUUUUGGAGAUGGUGAUUAUUUUCCUGUAGUAAAACGGACUCUGAAUCAUAAUUGGAAGGAGUAUCCGGUGAUCUCACGGAAUGUUCCUCCUCAUUCUAUCCUUUGGAUAAUUACUAUAAAUACUUUACAUAUGCAUAAGAACAAGACCCCGUUGGGAAAAAUCAUAUCCUUGAAAUAA